Messenger RNA from Pseudoliparis swirei, 1699 nucleotides. RefSeq names its product glucosamine-phosphate N-acetyltransferase 1 (gene gnpnat1). NCBI's taxonomy places the organism in Eukaryota, Metazoa, Chordata, Actinopteri, Perciformes, Liparidae. The record is from RefSeq and is a predicted model, not a curated record. Bases 146 to 700 code for a protein of 184 amino acids. Gene Ontology annotation, biological process: UDP-N-acetylglucosamine biosynthetic process. Gene Ontology annotation, molecular function: monosaccharide binding; glucosamine 6-phosphate N-acetyltransferase activity. Gene Ontology annotation, cellular component: Golgi apparatus; endoplasmic reticulum-Golgi intermediate compartment; endoplasmic reticulum. The transcript is spliced from 6 exons.
GGCUGAAAACACUCACGCUGGUUCCCUUCAAGGAUGUCGGGAGUGAUUUCGCCACAUCGCUUGCACAACUCGUCGAGCCGCCUGCUCGCCGCUGUUCGCUCCCCGGCUCCAGGACUUCCGCGGACCGUCUCUUACUGAUUGUGAAAUGCUGCUAAAUGAGACGCCCCUGUUCGAGCCCUCGCUGCUUCUGGAGCUCGACUGGAGCAGCAACACUCUCUCCUUCUCUCCCCCCAUUUCCCCGGCCAGUCCCGGGGAAGGCCUGGUGCUCAGGCCGCUUUGUACCGCAGACUUCAACAGGGGAUUCUUCAAGGUUUUAUCGCAACUCACUCAGACGGGCGAUGUCACCCCAGAGCAGUUCACGAAGAAGUUUGAGCACAUGAAGAAGACGGGAGACUACUACGUCGUUGUGGUGGAGGACACAAACCUGAGACAGAUUGUUGCCACGGCAACUUUGAUCACAGAACACAAAUUCAUCCACUCUUGUGUGCAGAGAGGCCGGGUGGAGGAGGUGGUGGUUAGUGACGUGUGCAGAGGGAAACAGCUGGGCAAACUGUUGGUUUGUGCUCUCACUCUCCUCAGCAAAAAACUCAAUUGCUACAAAAUCACACUGGAAUGCGCCCCCAACAAUGUGGCUUUCUACCAGAAGUUUGGAUACGUCGCCUCGCACGAGACUUACAUGCAGUGUCGAUUCUCCACCUGAGGACAACGUCAGCUUUAAACUUCAUUUUGGGGCGCCAUGAACCACACACACUCACACACCUUUUAUACACUAUGACAUCAAAGGACACAUUUUCUUAAGAAAUUUGUGAGUGCUGCUCAAGGAUGAGUUUGAGUAGUUCCUGAAUGCUCAUCCUGAAUUUGAACACACCUGAAUGGGCGUUGAAGUCUUGAGCGCAGUCCAAAAUGAACCUCCUGCCCUUUGGUUACCGUGACUACCUCAUCAUUGUAGAGCUGUGUCGUUAUCUGAAGAAAGAAACGUCAGUCACUUUAUGUGAUGUCCUUAUUUUAUUUUUUUUACAUUACUUGGGAGUAACUGACUGUACUAAAUUACAUUUCCUACUUACCGGCAACUGUCAGAAUUUAAGAGAUUGUAUUUAUUUCUGAAGCAGCUGAAUAAUAAUAUAAUACUAAAUUACAUUUCCUACUUACCAGCAACUGUCAGAAUUUAAGAGAUUGUAUUUAUUUCCGAAGUAGCUGAAUAAGAAAUUAAAGGCUUCACUACAAAUCAGUACGCUGCAGGGAAUUAGUUUUGAUCAUGAUUCAAACUUAUUCUCACAGGUCUUCCAUUGAUACAGGGCAAGUCACCAAAGAAAUGUAUUUCUUUAAAUGUGAUGAGUUAUUACUUUGGGUUUUACUGGGGUUUCAUAUUUCUAUCAGUUGGUACAAAGUGCCUUUCUCAGCAGCUUGUUUUCUUUGACAGUGUUGCUGAUUCACAAUAAUGGUUUGAAUACUGCGCCAUGAAGAAUUACUAUCACGACUGUUAUAAUGUAUAAUAUUUAUAGCGAACAAUUAGGUACUUAUGUUUUGUAUUUGGACGGUAUUAGAAGUUAGUGAAACAUUUUGAAGGGGAGGGUAAAUAAAUCAACAUGUUUUUGUAUAUGAACCAUUUAAGUUUUAUACUUAUUCUGGAGAACAUGAAUACAUUUAAUGUAAUUUAUUUCCAACUAUGUAAGAUACAUAAAAUAUUCUACAAUCUGUU